This is a messenger RNA of Panthera uncia (snow leopard), 4614 nucleotides long. RefSeq names its product adaptor related protein complex 3 subunit sigma 2 (gene AP3S2). The transcript has 6 exons. The record is from RefSeq and is a predicted model, not a curated record. Gene Ontology annotation, biological process: intracellular protein transport; Golgi to vacuole transport. NCBI's taxonomy places the organism in Eukaryota, Metazoa, Chordata, Mammalia, Carnivora, Felidae. The coding region runs from base 79 to 660 and encodes 193 amino acids. Gene Ontology annotation, cellular component: AP-3 adaptor complex; intracellular membrane-bounded organelle; membrane coat.
AGCGGAAGUGGCCGUGUUGUGGCGGAAGUAGAUGCUUUGUGGGGGCCGCCGGCGCUGAAAGGAACGUGGCCGGCAAAGAUGAUUCAAGCGAUUCUGGUUUUCAACAACCACGGGAAGCCGCGGCUGGUCCGCUUCUACCAGCGUUUCCCAGAAGAAAUUCAACAGCAGAUUGUCCGAGAGACCUUCCACCUAGUUCUCAAGCGAGAUGACAACAUCUGUAACUUCUUGGAAGGUGGAAGUUUGAUUGGUGGCUCCGACUACAAACUCAUCUAUCGGCACUAUGCUACACUGUACUUUGUGUUUUGUGUGGAUUCAUCCGAGAGUGAACUUGGAAUCUUGGACCUCAUCCAGGUUUUUGUGGAGACCCUGGAUAAGUGUUUUGAAAAUGUUUGUGAGUUGGAUUUGAUCUUCCAUAUGGAUAAGGUGCACUACAUCCUUCAGGAGGUGGUGAUGGGUGGGAUGGUGUUGGAAACCAACAUGAAUGAAAUCGUGGCUCAGAUCGAAGCUCAAAACAGGCUGGAGAAAUCCGAGGGUGGCCUGUCAGCAGCCCCUGCCCGGGCCGUGUCCGCUGUGAAAAACAUCAAUCUGCCGGAGAUUCCUCGGAACAUCAACAUUGGUGAUCUCAACAUCAAAGUCCCCAACCUGUCCCAGUUUGUCUGAGGGUCCACGACUACCGAACUGGAGCCCUUGAAACCAGCCAAGCCAGUCCUGCCACAGAACGCACUCUGAGCCUUAGAAGGGUCGAGCCCCUUCUAAGGGUCAGGUCGGCCCUGACCCUGGCUGCCGUGGAGUCGGGGGUGGGGGGAGCCCUGGGUUCACCGCUAAGCAUGUGCUCGGUUCUCACCUGUGCCGACUUGCUGGCCUCUGAUACGUGUAGCCACCGCAGACGUGAGGGGGGCCCCUGGCCUCCGUGGGGUCAGCGUGCCCCAGCCACUCGUACCUUUACCUCCUGCAUGUAGCCGCUUCCAGGGACUGGGCGCUGUACUGGGGCCCUCCUGCUUCCUAGAACCCGCCACCAGGAUAUUGUCUGACGAGAGUCUUUCUCCUUAGUACCACGAGGCUUCCGCGGUCCUAUAGCGUUCACUUUUGCUGGUGAGAUGCCAUAGGUAGUGAAGGGCCGACCCUUAGGGGAUGCGGUGAGUGGCAGAGAAGGGCAGAGUUUUAUGAGAACCCAGAGUUGCCUUCUGGCUGUACUGUGUAGGCAAGCUUGCUGGUUACCCCGCCCCCAGAACACGUCCCCCACCGCCACAGUCCUUGCACAGGGCGCCAUCCAAACCACGAACCUGGUGCAUGCUGAUAGGGAGAACGCCCCCUUCCCCACGGCCAUGUCUCCGGCACAGCCCGAGGGUCCCUCAGCAAAGGGGAGAGGCCCGUGUCUGUGGAAGGUAAAGCUGACAACAUGUGAAACGUCUCAGAAUUAUGACUCUUUCCAGGUUUAAAAUACAUUCUUCUGAUGAGCAGACGGUCAGUUGCUGUGUUAGAAGUGACGGGUUUUCUCCAUACGGGAGAGCCACUGCUGCCUGCACCAGCCUGUGGAGCACGAGAGCUGGGAUCACUGGUUCUAGAACGGGCACUGGGAAGACUGGGGACACGGGAAGUGUGCUGACUGAGACCCGUGGCUCUGCGGUGUCUUGUCCCCACUGUGGGAGGAGCCCCUCCCUGUUCCCCCCAGGUGACAUCCUCCCACGGUUGGCUUCGGAAACUUGUAAAUGUUUACGUGUGAUGAGUGUCUUUCUGUGGUUAACGUGGAGCUAAAACUGCUCCUCCGAGUAGUGCCUCUUGCCGCGCUGCCCCGGGUUUAGGGAGCUCGCUGCGUCACCACGGCGACGUCUCCCAGCCAGGGGGCUUCCCGUGCCUGCCGGCGGGGGGGCCCCCCGGACCGCUCCAAUGUCCUGCUGCCGCUGCAGAGCCCGUCUGAGAUGGUGCCCCCCCCCCCCCCCCCCCCCCCCCCCCGGCGGCCCCGCGGGGGGGGCCCCCCCCCCCCCCCCGCCCCCAGGACCGCGGUGCUCCCGUGCUUGGUGCCCUCUGCUCCCCACAGCCUCCUGUGCUCACUCGGGCAGACCCUCCCCGGUAGCCUCCGGGACGGGCGGGCGAUCAGAAGGAGGCCCUCUGUCCAAAGAGGGAGAGGAAGGUCUGAUAGCAUUCUUUUGAAGGGUUUGGGAUUUCUGUAACAGUCGCUUCAGCACGUCCGUGUCCCUCUCUCACGUUUGCUAAGUGUGGAAUAAGAAAGGAGGAGCACGGAUGUGAGGCGGUGUGAGCAGGACCUUCCCACAGGCCUUACAGCCUUACAGCGGGCAUCAUCGUCCCCAUUCCGCAGGGACAGUAAGAGACAGGUCGAGUAACCUGCUUUGCGUCGCACGGGGCUGAGAAUUGAGACUGACCUGCCUAAGUCCAAAGUCCGUUUUCUUUCACUGCUCAAGACGGCUUCUUCCAAUUUUAUCCUCUUUGUUCUAGAUAAGGAAACUGAGUCCCAGAGAGAUUAGUAGCCUCUCACAAACCCUGAUGAAACCAAACCUGGUUUGCUAAGGGGGCCAGUGACGACGUCCUCAGAGGGCGAAAGCUGGAGGCUUUCGGAGAGCUGAUGAGCAGCCCAGAGUAUUAAGUGUUGUGCUGAGGGUCAUGAAGCUAGAACCUGGUCAUUUCUCUGGAGUUUACGUAUUUGUGUUGUGGUUUAAUGCAUCAGUGCAGGGCACCUGUCUGGCCCGGAUUUCCCAGGACAGCCUUCGAAUGUCUACCUGUCAGAAACCGAUGUUUUCUGGUUUCAGCUCUCUUCCCACAGACCACUGACUGGUCCCGGAGACUCCAACCAGUGAGCAUCCCAUCCUUACCCCUGAAGCUGCCUCUAAAAAAAUGGCCUGAAACUUCAGCCUGGUUUUUUAUUUGCAAAAGUCCAUCCCUUGGACAAGCCACGGUAAUCGUUCGUUAGCCACUCGAGGUUGUCUGCAAAUCCAGCUAGCUCUCUUACGUGCUUCGAGCAAAGCCAUAAACUUUUUUUGUUGUUGUUUUAAUAAGAGGAAAUCGUAUGCUGUUUUUGAAGAAAGAUACAGAUACUGCAGCUGAGAGAUUCAGUUAGGAAAAUAGGGACUGGGCCUAAAUUUGAGAGUCCUUGGUCCUGGAUGAUUGAUGCUGAGGGUUUCCUGAAGUGGAACAGAAUACUGGGUUUCCAGGGCUCACGGCCCGUAAUUAAAACCAAAAAUUCUGUUGCGCAGUUUGUAAGCGCCUGGUGCGUGCCAGGCUCAGUCCUAGGCACCGAAGACGGAGAGAUCUGAGGCUCAGCUCCCGCCGUUGUCUCCGCCGAGGACCCCGGAGUGCCCAGAUUGAGCGACUGGAAGCCUGAAUCUGUAGUGACCGGAGUUGGUGGCUGUUCUGUGGAAUAGUUAAAGGACAAGAACCCAUUUGCCACCCCCGGCAGCCUCCGUCGUGCCCCGCUGGGCCAUGCUCCAAACAGCCCUUGUGCAAGCUGCUGUAACAAAAAGACUGGCUGGUGGCUUAACAUUUCUCACAGUUCUGCAGUCUGAUCAAGAUCGAGGUGCCAGCAGAUUUGAUGUCUCUGAGAACCUGCUUCCUGUUUCACAGGCUGCCAUCUUCUUGCUCUGUCCUCACAUGGCGGAGAGAGAAGGCUCUUUGCUCUUCUUCCCCUUAUAAGGGUGCCAGUCCCAUCAUGGGGGCUCCACCCCACGACCCCAUCCAAAUCUAAUCACGUCCCAAAGGCCCCCCCCCCCCCCCCCCCCCCCCCCCCGCCCCAGAUACCAUCCCACUGGGGAUUAGAUUUCAACGUAGGAAUCUGAAGGACGCAGACAUUCAUCCACAGGUCACCUUAUUAUCUGUCCUCUUGGCCUACACGGCCGUGUGCUUGUCACAUGAGGAUUAAUUCGGGAUCUCUUGAGGCUUCUCAAGCCCCUGUUAUUCAGGCCUCUGCCCCUUACAAAGCCGGCCCUUCCUCGCCGCCACCUCCACGGAGCCACACUAGCGAAGCGCUCUCUGGCCCCAGCUCCACCCAAGACCACGGAGCGCGCCGGCUAAAUCCUGUCUGGUGGACCGGUCUUUAGUAGGGCAUUUCCUUCGUGUAGCCGUCCGUCCGUGGCUUUCCAAAUAGGAUGCAUCAGUGGCGCCUGAUGAUAAAAAUCGGGGUGAACGUGACAGCCAAGAUGGAGAGCCACUUACGAAUGAGAGACCGGGGCGUUGUCGGCUCCCAGCGAGGACCCUGCUCUUCAGCCUUCCCUGUCCUCUACCUGGUCUCCUAGGGGCACCUGUCUCGCUGCGCUGAGGACCCUGCUCACGUCGCUUUGCCCUCUCGGGAGUGCAGCAGGGCUCCCGUCUGCUCUGACCUGGCAGUGGCUGCCAGAGAUGCAGACAGGCCCUCUCUAGGGAAAUAGUUCCACGAGAAUAAUUAAUCUUUUCCAAAAGACUGGGUACGUUCUUUCCUAUUCAAUGAGUUAAUGUUUUAAAAAGGAAGUACAUUCAUGUAGUUCAAAAUUUAAGAUAACAGAAGCCUGUUCAGCCAGAUUCCCACCGUGUUCCCACAGACCACCAAGUUACCCCCCGACCCCGUGGCAACAAGUGUUUCCAGUUGAAAGGAUUAAGAAAUAAAGUCCCUGGGUUUUUAUUACCAAA